Molecule: messenger RNA, 810 nt
Organism: Polistes dominula (European paper wasp)
Lineage: Eukaryota; Metazoa; Arthropoda; Insecta; Hymenoptera; Vespidae
Source: RefSeq, a predicted model, not a curated record
AUGCACUCCAGGCUGGACGUUUAUGUUGUCGGUGGAACACGGACUUCUCAAACAAGAGGAAUUGUCACGCUCAACCUUCAAUCAAGGUAUAGUCCACUCACAGUGACAAUUUCAGCUCACGUGUUGAAGACAGUUACCACCAUCCUGCCGGCCAUGAAGACUCAACAGGAACCCGAAUGGCCACACCUGAAGAGUUUAAAGCUCGCUGAUCCAGAGUUUCUCGUUCCAAGGGCAGUAGAGGUUAUAAUCGGAGAAGACUUCUACGGCCAACUCAUCAGACCUAAUAUCAUUAGGCACUCAGAAAGAACUCCUAUUGCUCAAUUGUCAAUCUUUGGGUGGCUGGUCAUAGGCCCCAUUCAAGCAUCGGUCUCACUUGCAAGGACAACUCAUCAUGGCAGCUCCCAGGCAUCAAACUUAUCCUUGCAAGAGUUGUUGACACGGUUUUGGGUCCAGGAAGAACCUCCAUCAUCGGACAACUCAUCUCUCACUCCUGAGGAACAGGAGUGUGAGCUCCACCUCAAGACCACUCACUCAAGGGACUCAACAGGGCGCUACAUCGUCAGGAUGUCGCUCAAAUCGCCCCUAACAGUCCUGGGAGAUUCUUAUCAGACAGCUCAUCGAUCGCUCCAACGAAUUCUCAGGCGACUUGGCAGAGACACUAAGUACGACCGAUUGUACACUCAGUUCAUGCGAGAGUAUGAACAAGCUCAGCACAUGCUCAAGCUCGAUGGCAAGAACUCUCAAGGAACGCUCAUUGGAGGUAUGUGCCUGGCACAUCAAACCCAGCUGACUGUGCAUCGCGUGGGAUAA